AUGACAGAGCUUCUCUUCGAUGGACAAUUUGAUUGCUUGGACGGCAGCGGUGAGCAAUUGAAAUUAGAUCAACAGCUAUGUUAUCAAACUCUGUCUAUGAACUGUGAAGAACAUUUACCUUGUGCUGACUUAAUCCGUCUCUACAUCAGAUUAAAGAAGGAAAUUUCGCAUCAGCAACCGUUUGAUAUAAAACAUGAACUAACGAAAAAAUGUAAUGGGCAAGCGGACUGUGCUGAUGGUUCAGAUGAGGAGUACCAACAGGUUAACUGGAAAUCUAUCCCAUGUGCAGAAGCAAAUGAUGCAGGUUGUCAACUACUUCAACAAGCUAACGACAUGACUUUAGUUAAUAAUGAAUUCACAUUCAAAUAUCAAGAUCUUUGUAAUUCUUUCUGGCAUGCGCGCCAUAUGGCAUCGAUGAAAUGUCCACCGAACUGGAGCCAAUAUGAUCGAAAUGAUACAGCAUUACAAAAUGGGAAUUGUAUUCCCCCGCGUAGUAUUUGCGAUGAUGAAUGGAAUGCUAUCGAUGGGUAUGGAAAAGUUGAUUGUUUAGGAGGUCAAGAUGAAUCCAACAGAUACUGUCAGCAUCCCGCGAAUCUAUUAACUAAACGCUAUUGCAAGCCAGGAAUAUUUGAUUGUGCAUUAUGUAUAUCUAGGACCAAAUGCAAAUUUUCACGAUCCAGCCUGUUCAAAAGGAAAAGUACUCGCUGCAAUAAACUUAAAGAAUGCCCUCGGUAUGGCUCCGAUGAACAAACAUGUCAUGCUCCAGUAACUUCGAAAGAUAAAUAUUCGACGAAGGCUAAGAAAGCUGUUGUUAAAAUUACGAAGUCCGACAACGAAGACUAUGAUUAUACUAUUGAUGAUCAGUUUGUCUGGGCUUGUGAUUGUGGGAUACCAAUUGAAGUGAUAAGAUCCAGAACAUUACAAUUUGUUUGUCUAUGUCCAUCAAGCUCAUGGCGCUCAAUCCGGCAAUAG
Molecule: messenger RNA, 972 nt
Organism: Adineta ricciae
Lineage: Eukaryota; Metazoa; Rotifera; Eurotatoria; Adinetida; Adinetidae
Source: the annotation of a GenBank genome assembly